UGCAGCGUCUUGAUUUAGGUGAUAAUCAUCUCACUGACACAUUCCCGAUGUGGUUGGGAACUCUUCCAAAGCUAAAAGUUUUAAGCUUGAGAUCAAAUACAUUGCAUGGGCCCAUUCAACCUCCAAGGAUUGAAACUAUUUUUCCCGAGCUUCAAAUCUUGGAUCUCUCUUACAAUGCCUUCUCGGGAAACUUACCUUCGAAUCUGUUUCAACAUCUAAAAGCUGUGAGGACAAAUGAUCCAUCAACGGAAGCACCAAGAUAUCGUGGAAGUACAUAUUACGAAGAUUCGAUUACAGUUACAACCAAGGGAUUUGUGCGUGAAAUUGUGAGAAUCUUGUAUCUGUACACUGUUAUCGAUUUUUCAAGCAAUAAAUUUGAAGGGCAAAUUCCAAGUAUCAUGGGGGAUCUCAUUGCAGUUCACACAUUAAAUUUAUCUCAUAAUGGAUUGAAAGGUCAUAUACCACCAUCAUUAGGAGAUUUAUCUUCAGUUGAAUCAUUGGAUCUAUCAGGAAACCAGCUUACGGGAGAGAUACCAGAACAACUGGCUUCUCUUACGUCUCUUUCAUUCUUAAAUCUCUCCCACAAUCAUCUCCAAGGAUGCAUCCCUCAAGGAUCUCAAUUUCACACUUUUGAGAGCAAUUCAUAUGAAGGGAAUGAUGGAUUACGUGGAUUUCCUGUUUCAAAAAAUUGUGGAGAUGCUGGGGUGUUAGAUAAAAAUGAUACCGUAUCUGGACAAGAUGAUGAAGAAAGUGAUUCUGAAUUUCAGAGUUAUUUUGGAAAGCUGCUUUUUUGGGCUAUGGAAGUGGACUAUGUAUUGGAUUAUCCAUAAUAUAUUUCAUGAUUUCAACUGGAAACCCGAAAUGGCUUGCAAGAAUCAUUGUAGAGCUGGAGCAUAAAAUAAUAAUGGGAAGGAGAAAGAAGCAGUGAAGGCAAAGGAACUAUAGA
Solanum stenotomum is the source of this 946-nucleotide messenger RNA. RefSeq names its product receptor-like protein 9DC3. Bases 48 to 830 code for a protein of 260 amino acids. The transcript has a single exon. The record is from RefSeq and is a predicted model, not a curated record. Gene Ontology annotation, molecular function: protein binding. Lineage: Eukaryota; Viridiplantae; Streptophyta; Magnoliopsida; Solanales; Solanaceae.